Molecule: messenger RNA, 276 nt
Organism: Diaporthe citri
Lineage: Eukaryota; Fungi; Ascomycota; Sordariomycetes; Diaporthales; Diaporthaceae
Exons: 2
Coding region: 1-276 (91 amino acids)
Biological process (GO): attachment of spindle microtubules to kinetochore
Cellular component (GO): mitotic spindle; DASH complex
Source: RefSeq, a predicted model, not a curated record
AUGGACGACCGACCAGGAUCGAGCGCUCUGCUCUCGCCGCCCGAGCUCCCCCCACUGGAGCAGGAGGUUCUGGACGAGUACGAGAGGCUGGCAGAUAACAUGAAGAAUCUUGCCUCUAUCCUCGACAACAUGGCCGCCCAGCCUACGACAGAGAUACUCGACGGCCUACGCGAGCUCGAGCGGAAGACGAGCCUGGUGUUCACGCUUCUCAAGGCGAGCGUCUACAGCAUCGUCUUGCAGCAGGAAAUCGACUGGGGCGACCAGGCUCAGCAUUGA